Molecule: messenger RNA, 1299 nt
Organism: Parnassius apollo (apollo)
Lineage: Eukaryota; Metazoa; Arthropoda; Insecta; Lepidoptera; Papilionidae
Source: the annotation of a GenBank genome assembly
UUGAAAGUAUCUCCCAAGGAUCCUCCUCCUCCAUACCAAGAUGAAAUACAUGCAAAUGAAGACGAACGCAGAACAUCCUACCAACAGGUAACGGAUGACCCACCGGUAUGCGAGGUUAUAGACUUAUUGGCGAACUGUACCGUAACAACCAAGUCCGAUGAAAAUCAAGAUUCCAACGUUGAAUACGCAGAAGUCGAAGAUAUGGGCCUGUGGCACUCCACGCCGCUGCCGAAUCGGCACAAGUCCAAGAUAUCCCUCACUUGGGUCCUCAAGGAUAAUUUGGAGACGGCUAAAGUGUUGCGCGAUGACAGAUUAAAAAACAAAUCGGGCUACUUAGAGAAGAACUGCAAUCAAAUAAAUGAAAGUGAACGUUUUGUUACUACGUAUAAGACGCACGUGAACAGAGUUGUAGGUCGCAAUGAACAUUACCAUAACCUCAGGUUUAGGAACGCAUGUGAAGAGUUCAAUGGCCGAGAAUCUUGCUCGGAUACUAGCGUUGGAACCGAAGAGUAUGUGAGGAAGAAACACCGGCAUCGUCACAGAAGAAAAAAGAAGGGUGCCAAGUUUGGAUACGAUAUUAGAGAUUUGGACAGUUUCUUAAGUGCGGCCACCAUUGAUCGUCCGGGCAACAUUCCAGUGGUAAUAGCGUUUCCCACUACGCUGUACCAGACGCAGAAGGAUUGUCAACGCGAGCUGACGCUACCUCUGGGUACAGUCGUUAACGCUGUGUUCAAGAAUCAGCAGUGGGUUUAUGCACAGACGCCACAUGGGCACGAGGGCUAUGUGUUGUACAGUGCAUGUCUACCUUUAGGAAUAUUGCCGAAUAAAACUUCGGUGCAGAAGAAAACUCCUUGCUGGGAAAGCAGCACUGAUAUUUACCCGCAGCCAUGUGGCAACCUGACGGACACGGAAAAAGAACAACUUCGCGGUCGGACACGUUCGGAAACACGUACCAAGCCACGCACUCAAAAAAUUCUCAAAACUUCCUGCGCGGAAAAGGAUUUUGAUACGCUUUAUUUAAAAACCAAAUCUAUUUGUUCAAACAUCGAUAGACUUCAUGAGAAGGAGAAUUUACAAGUUAAUUAUGGUGUGAAAAGACAGACGUUAUUAGUUGUUAACAGUGAUUAUGGCGGGAAUGUUUUAAAUAAAACAUUAACUGUGCAUAAAGGUGACGUCGUAACGCUAGUGCAAGGUGAUGGUAGUGAGACUGAUGUGGAUUCAGAAUGGUUUUAUGUAAGAAAAAAAGAUGGUAGUGAGGGUUUUAUACCGGCUGUUGUGGCCGAUCAUGGUUAUAUUUGA